CGUUUCACUUCCUUUGUAGCUUUGUUGUUGGCACAACCGGUUUCAUUUUUCUAUUGUUUAAUUGUUUUCUUUUUAAAAAAAAAAUUCCAAAUAAAGAGAAAACGUAACAAAUGGAACAAAAACAAAUUAAAUUCUUAUUUAAAUUAAACAAUAAAUUGUCAUAAAAAAUCGUACUCUCGAAAAUAGUCUGCUUUUUAUAUACAAAAAAAAAUAAUUUUUUUUUGGAGUAGAAAAAUCUGCGGGGCAGUAAAAAAAAGUGAAUACAAAAAUGUCGAAUCCUUGGGCAAGAGGUGCACCAAUGGGACGUGGACGAGGUCGAGGACGUCAACAAGAACAGCAACAGCAGCAGCAGCAGCAACAAAGGCAACAACCACCACAACAACAAAGGCAACAACCACCACAACAACAGCAGCAGCAACAACAGGCUCCAAGUCAAGCUUGGGGACGUAGUCCACUUGGACGUGGUGCUGGUCGCCAAAAUGUUCCCUCUGGACCAGCUCCUCAAACUCAGAGACCCGCAGAGAUAAAUGUUUCUCAGCUAGCUGCGGCUUUGCCAAAAGGAGAAGAUGCUCCAGGAGCUGGUGCAGUUGCCGCCGUAGGACGAGGUGCAAUGCGUGGACGCAGAAGAAUAAAUGAAUCGGAAGUGAUGCUUACUAGACCUACAGCGUGUGCCACUAAACAAGGAACUUAUGGAGGCAAAAUUCAAUUGCAAUCAAAUUAUUUCCAAUUGAUGACACAAACACAAAAUUGGAAUCUCUAUGAAUAUAGAGUUGAUUUUGCACCUCAAGAAGAUCGAACGGUGGUUCGUAAAGGUUUACUUAAACUCCAUCGUCCUAAAUUGGGUGCCUAUAUUUUUGAUGGUACCGUAAUGUACACGAGUUCCAAAUUAGUUCAGCCACCAAAUGAAUUGGAACUUUUUUCAAAAAGACAAUCGGACGAUGAAAAUAUUAAAAUAAACAUUCGAAUGGUUGGCGAAUUAAAGAAAGGCGAUUAUCAUUAUAUUUCGUUUUUCAAUAUUGUCAUGAGAAAAUGUCUCGAUCAUUUGCAAUUAAAAUUGGUUGGACGCAAUUUUUUCGAUCCAAAAAAUAAAAUUGAAGUAAGAACAGAAAAUUUAGUUAUCGAUUUAUGGCCUGGUUAUUUAACAUCAAUUCGUCAAUGUGAAUCCAAUAUUUUAAUGUGUUCUGAAAUUACACACAAAGUAAUGUUACAAAAAACUGUACUCAAUGUACUUGAGGAUUCGUUUGAAUUUAAUCGUCAAAAUUAUCAGGCACAUUUUUCACAACAAAUUUUAGGACAAAUUGUCCUUACCGAUUAUAAUAAUAAUCAUUAUCGUAUUGAUGAUAUUGAUUUUGAUACACGACCAUCGUCAACGUUUAAAUUGAAAAAUGGUGAUUCAAUAUCCUAUAAGGAAUAUUAUUCAAAAAAAUAUGGUCUUAGAAUUAAAAAUGAAUCGCAACCAAUGUUAGUGUCAAGAUCAAAACCAAAAGAUCGUCGAGCCGGACAGGCGGAAUUGAUUUAUCUUGUUCCUGAACUCUGUCGUUUAACAGGCUUAACUGACGAAAUGCGAUCAAAUUUCCGAAUAAUGAACGCAUUGGCGGAGCAUACAAAAUUAGAUCCACGUAGACGUAUUGAACGUUUAAAAUCAUUCAAUGCACGUUUAUUGCGCGAACCAAAUGUUGUCAAGGAAUUAAAAGAAUGGGGCUUAAAAUUGGAUAAUAAUUUAACCAAUGUAAAUGGACGUGUCAUUCCAAAGGAGCCAAUAAUCAUGGCCGAUGGAAAAGUUUGUAAUCCAACCGGUGGAAGUUGGGAUAAUGAUAUAAGAUCAAAUAAAAUGUUGGUCACGGCAAAUUUAAAAGAUUGGGUUGUCAUUGUACCCCAUCGAAUGAUGAACGAAUGCAAGGAUCUCGUUGGUUCAAUAAUAAAAGCGGCACGCGGUAUGCAAUUUCCAAUGACUGAGCCGCGUAUUCAAGAUAUGCAAAACGAUCGCAUAACAAGUUACACACAAGCAUUGGAACAUGUUAUGAGUAAAUCGAAUCCACAAAUGAUUCUUUGCAUGGUGCCAAAUAAUAAUGUUGAUUGUUAUUCGGCGAUAAAGAAAAAAUGUUGCGUCGAUCGUCCUGUAUUAUCACAAGUUGUAAUGAGACGAACAGUUUAUUCCAAGGGUAAACCAAAUUUAACUGCAGCGACAAAAAUUGCCAUUCAAAUGAAUUGUAAAUUAGGCGGUGCACCUUGGACAGUAAAUAUUCCCGAUGGUAAUAUUAUGGUCGCUGGUUUUGAUGUUUGUCACGAUAAAUCGGUGCGAGGACGUGAUUACGGUGCUCUUGUCUCGUCGCUAAAUAAAAAUUGUGGACGCUAUUUUAGUGCAGUGAGUGCGCACACAAAUGGUGAGGAAUUAUCAAAUACACUGUCGGUUGAUAUGGUGAAAGCUUGCCACAAAUAUAAAACAGUUAAUGGUGUAUUGCCAUCGACAAUUAUAUUUUAUCGCGAUGGUGUUGGCGAGGGACAAAUUCCAUUUGUUUUGGAAAUUGAAGUCAAUCAAAUUAAAGAUAAAUUAAAUGCAUUGUACGGCGAUGAAAGUAAAUAUCGAUUUGCAUUUAUUAUUGUCACAAAGAGAAUUAAUUCGCGAUUCUUUUAUGGUACACAAAAUGCGCCACCGGGAACAAUUGUCGAUGAUGUCGUGACAAAUCCUGCAAGAUACGAUUUCUUUUUAAUUUCACAAAGCGGUGGACGAGGAACAGUGACACCUUCUUCUUACAAUGUAAUUCACGAUACAACAAAUUGGGGACCCGAUCGAAUUCAAAGAAUCACUUAUAAAUUAACACAAAUGUAUUACAAUUUUUGUGGACCUGUAAAAGUACCAGCACCGUGUCAAUAUGCACAUAAAUUGUCGGCACUUGUUGGACAAGCAAUUCAUAAUCAACCGAGUACACAACUCGAGACACUUCUCUAUUAUUUGUAAAGAGAAAAUUCUCUUUCAACAAAAAAAAAAAAAAAAAUGUGCCUUUUUUCCUUUAUCGAGGAAGGAAAGAUUUUUUCUUUUUUUAAAUUUCUUCGAUUCGAUAUCAAAAUUAUUGAAUUUCAUUUAUUUUUCUUUAUAAGAAAAAUAUUUUUUUUUUCUCUUGAAAUUUCUGCGAUUUUAUCGCAAUUAUUAUUAUUAUUUUUUUUUACAAUUUAUUCUAUUUUUCUUUGUAAGAAAAAUAUUUUUUUUUGAAAUUUCUCCGAUUGUAAUCGGAAUUAUUUUUACAGUCGACGUAAUUUUUUUUUUAUUAUUUUUCUUUUUAAGAAAAAUAUUCUUUUCUGCGAUUGUAUUUCUUUUUUCUCUCAGGAGACAAUUAAUUUUUAUUGUACAUAAAUUUAUAAAUGUACA
Leptopilina boulardi is the source of this 3367-nucleotide messenger RNA. Its product is annotated as piwi-like protein Siwi. Gene Ontology annotation, molecular function: piRNA binding; protein binding. The transcript is spliced from 12 exons. Gene Ontology annotation, biological process: regulatory ncRNA-mediated gene silencing. The record is from RefSeq and is a predicted model, not a curated record. The coding region runs from base 269 to 2959 and encodes 896 amino acids. Gene Ontology annotation, cellular component: P granule. Lineage: Eukaryota; Metazoa; Arthropoda; Insecta; Hymenoptera; Figitidae.